UUUAUUGCAGUUUUCGCAGCCUUCGUACCUCUUCUAAUGUGUUUAUAAUCAAUCUGUCGAUUGCUAACUUGAUGAUGUCCUUGAUUGACUUCCCGCUUCUCAUCACUGCCAGCUUCAUCCAAGAUUGGCCAUUUGGAAAAACCGUUUGCGAUGUGUAUGCAACACUAACAGGUCUUUGUGGCUUGGUGACCAUUAAUUCACUGACUGUAAUAGCAGUAGACCGAUACCGUGCCAUAGUAAUGAGAGUCAACUCGGCAGAUCCAGCACCAAAAUGGAAAACAUACAAAGCCACGUUAGUGAUCUGGACGUAUGCAUUUAUUUGGGCUAUUAGUCCUGUCCUAGGAUGGAAUCGAUAUCAGCUCGAGGGUGUUCGGACAACAUGCACUUUUGAUUAUCUCACAAGGGACAAGAGUACAAUUAGUUUCAUAGUGGCCAUAGCAACAUGCGAAUUUAUCAUCCCAGUUAUCGUCAUAAUUCUGGCUUAUUUUAAAAUUGUGACAGCCAUGAUAGUUCGUCGUCGAAAUCUUUCUAUGUCAAGCAACUCUGAAAAUGCUUCACUUAAUAUUCGAAUGCAACGUUACCGAGUGAGAGCGGAGAUUCGUACAGCAUUAAUUAUCAUGGGUUUAGUGUGUCUUUUCGUUGUAUCUUGGUUACCAUACACUGUGACUGCCAUGAUAGGACUGUUUGGAGACCAGAGCUUGAUAACUCCCUACCUGUCAUCUGUAGCUGGACUUGUAGCUAAAACAUCCACCGUUUUUAACCCCAUUGUGUAUGCCAUCAUUCACCCAAAAUUUAAAACAAAAAUUAAAAGCCUGAUAUAUCGACAAAGCUUUACUCAGACAGGAACACGAUCAAGAGUGAACAGCCGAAUUUCCUCGAAUAAAUAUUCAACGAGUGGAAAUUAUGACAGACAGUAAACUUUGUCUUACCUUAAAAAUUUAUAUGUACAACGAAGCAAUGUUGAUUUUUUACUAAUAUCAUCUUUUUAUUG
Saccostrea cuccullata (small rock oyster) is the source of this 991-nucleotide messenger RNA. RefSeq names its product rhodopsin-like. The transcript has 2 exons. Gene Ontology annotation, molecular function: G protein-coupled photoreceptor activity. NCBI's taxonomy places the organism in Eukaryota, Metazoa, Mollusca, Bivalvia, Ostreida, Ostreidae. The record is from RefSeq and is a predicted model, not a curated record. Bases 72 to 917 code for a protein of 281 amino acids. Gene Ontology annotation, biological process: cellular response to light stimulus; phototransduction; G protein-coupled receptor signaling pathway. Gene Ontology annotation, cellular component: plasma membrane.